This is a messenger RNA of Ctenopharyngodon idella (grass carp), 5618 nucleotides long. Its product is annotated as protein Atg16l2-like. Gene Ontology annotation, cellular component: autophagosome membrane. Gene Ontology annotation, biological process: autophagosome assembly; negative stranded viral RNA replication. NCBI's taxonomy places the organism in Eukaryota, Metazoa, Chordata, Actinopteri, Cypriniformes, Xenocyprididae. The record is from RefSeq and is a predicted model, not a curated record. Gene Ontology annotation, molecular function: protein binding.
GAAGCAGGCGGGUCCAUCCAUGUGUUUACAGCCACUGACAUGACGCGUCGCGCCUCAGCGCGCACAGCUGCGCCGCUUUCUGCCGUUUCCAGUGAAUUCGUUUCAUAAGAACGGAAAACAUACUUAUAAGUUCCUAAUGACGGCGCGUACACAUAUGUACUAUGUCUAAAAAAGUAGAUUAUUGUUAUUGUAUUGUUAUUAUUUAUGAUCAUGGCUGCGUCGCAGCGCGCGAGAAACUCUGAACUUAAACAGAGCGAAACAUGGAAGCGUCACAUUAUCAGACAGCUGAAAAAUCGCAACAGGACACAGACGAGCGUCUUUCAGGAUAUUAUAGAGUCAUAUCACAGUUUGCUGGAGAAGUCCAAGCAAAGAGCCCUCAUAACCAAAGGCAUUCUGGGAUCGGGGUCAAGGCCGUCAGUGGUCCCCUCAUCUGAAGAUGCAUUGACGUCUCUUAAGACGACGACCGGUGAGCUUGCAUACCAAGUGGUGGAACUGCAGCAGCGACAGAUAAAGGAAGUGACACUGGAUGAACAACAUACCAAGCUGUAUGAGGUCCAAAAGCAUCUCAGUGUUCUGGCGUCAGAGCACAGGGUGCUUCAGGAACGCGUGGCUGAGGUGCAGACUGGGAACCAACUCCUGAAACAAAAGUAUGAUUCUCUGCUGGAGCAGCACAAGAACAUUGAGAGGACGUACCGACAAGAGAAACUGCACAGCUCCGAGAUCCUGGAGAACAUGAUCCAACUAAAACAGCAGGCAGCUGCCCGCAUGAACCAUCGUAAUGAGAAGAGAGUGAGAGCCAGAGCGGCCAGCCUUCACAAAGAGCUUCAGAUGGCUGCCAGUAAGAAUGUGGAUAUUAGCGAAGAGUCUGGAAAUGUGUCACCCUCCAAACCAUCAUCCCCCAAAUGUGAAACUGCAGAGAGAGUCGAGAGAUCCCAUGGGCCACUUUUCAGAUCUGCUUCAGCUACGUCCCCCCGCAUCAUCAGCUCCAUCAGAGGACUCUUUGAGAGGAAGAUUAGAGGUAAAUCAGUGUGCAGGUCAGAAGAAGAUCUCUUUAUACCAUUAGGAGUCUGUCUGGUUGCCAGAGUCCCAACCAAGGCAAUUUUUACACUGGAUGCUCAUGAGCUGGGAAUCAACGCUGUGCGGUUCAGUACCAGUUCAAACCUGUUGGCUACAGGAGGGACUGACAGAGUCAUCAAACUGUGGGAUAUUGAAGCAGGAACUCUUCAGAACAGAGGGACGUUAGAUGGAAGUAACGAGGGCAUCACCAGCAUUGAGUUUGACCCUACGGGCACUCGGAUUUUAGCUGCGUCAUAUGACAAGUCAGCUCUAUUUUGGAGGCUAGAGGACAGCGUUCCCAAGGUUACAUUGACGGGUCAUUCUCGUAAAGUGACAGCAGCCAAAUUUAAAUACAGUCAGAGGCAGGUGGUCACGGGCAGUGCGGACAGGACCGUGAAGAUAUGGGACCUCCAGCGAGCAGCGUGCAUACAAACCAUUGAGGUUUUGUCUUUCUGUAGUGAUGUUGUGUGUUCCGAGUACCUUAUCAUCAGUAGCCAUUAUGACAGAAAAAUACGGUUUUGGGACAGCAGGGCAGCGACCUGCACACAGGAAGUGCCUCUUCAGGGCAGAGGGACGUCACUGGACCUCUGCCCUAACCACAGGCAGUUGCUCAGCUGCUCCAGGGACGACAUCCUGCAGCUGGUUGACCUGAGAAAGAGUAACGACAGGGUGGCCUUCAGAGCAGAGGGCUUCAAAUGUGGAAGUGACAGCACCAAGGCCAUCUUCAGUCCGGAUGGCAGUUUCCUGGCAGCUGGCUCUGCUGACGGUGCCGUGUACAUAUGGAAUGUCAACACAGGAAACCUAGAAAAACGGCUUCCAGAAAUGCACAGUGCUCCAAUAAGUGCCGUGGCCUGGUCGUUGUCGGGCGAAUACGUGGUAAGCGUGGACAAGAGCCGUCGAGCUGUGCUCUGGAGUGAUAUCUGAGACCAGACAUGGGCUUCCUUUUUCCAUCUUAUCAACUGAAAUCACUCCUGGAAAUGCACUCAGGGAUGUCAUCAAAACACAACCUUGUUGGGAAAAGCUCACACUCUGCACUCCGUCAAUAGCAAGACCCUUAGUGUUGUGACAGUCUUUGUUGCUAAGAAGCCGUGUCAUUCAAAAGCACAAACAGAUGUGCUAAUGUUACAAGGGUCUGGCGACUGUCGAGCGGAGCUGUCUGGGUUUUUGUUUUGAAACCUUGUUACAAAUGAAUUACUGACGCAGGACGUGGCGAAGCAUUUGUAGGCCUUCCUGUUGCUUGACUUCUUACUAUAAUUGUCAGCCACUUACAAAUCUGAGAUCUCUUGACAUUCACCAGAUAUUUCUGCCUCUGGGAUUUGAUAUGAAAAAGGGAAACAUGAACAAAGUGGAACCAGUGAGUUUUUUAAGAACAUGACAGCACAUUUCUGAAUAUAUGGAAACUCGACCCCAGCGUAUUCGCAUGUCGGUCCUAUUUUUAGAGACAAAAACACAGAACAGAUGCAUAAUUUUGAAUGCUUGGUUAAAGCCCAUUGUAUAUUGUCACACAAUGACUUUGUUUCUUGAAUGCAAUGCAAAAAGAGAUAUAAGUUUAUAAUAUAUAUAUAUAUAUAUAUAUAUAACCGUUUUUAAAUUAAAAUUUAAGGACGCAUUAAACUGAUCAAAAGUGACAGUAAGGACAUGUUACAAAAAAUUAAAUAAAUGCUGCUCUUUUGAACUUCUAUUCAUCAAAGAAUCCUGAAAAUAUCUGUUUUUAACAUUGAUAAUAAUCAGAAAUGUUUUUAAGCAGCAUAUCAUCAUAUUAGAAUGAUUUCUGAAGGAUCAUGUGACACUGAAGACUGGGGUAAUGAUGCUGAAAAUUCAGCUUUGAUCACAGGAAUAAAUUAUAUAUUAAAAUGGAAAACGGUUCUUUCACAUUGUAAUAAUAUAUCACAAUAUUACUGUUAUACUUUAUUUUUGAUCAAAUAAAUGCAGCCUUGGUAAGCAGUAGAGACUUUGUCUUAAAAUCUUACAGACCCCAAACGUUUGAACCGUAAUGUAUGUAUUUCAAAAGUCUUAGACCACAAUGAAAAUCUGAAUCAUUAUGAUGUAUUUGAUAUGAUUUAUGUAUUUGAUAAUGAUUAAUAUCACAUGCAGAACAACAUGAUCUUCAGGUUCAUGCAGUUUGAGUGUUGCUGUCAUUAAAGCAAAAGGGAGACACACCAAAUAUGUUUUUACACUCAAAUUGUUAUGCUGCUAAUAUAAUUUGUAAUGAAAUUUAAAUUAGAAAAAUAGUAUUAAAUUAGAAAAAUGCGAAAUAGAAACAUUUCACUAGUCAUCCCAUACAUUUAGAUCCCACUGUAUGUUGUUAAUCACUGCCUCAGGGAAGUGCUCAGUCAUACUGGAUUGAUUGGUAAUUUAUUAUAAAAAGGGACUCGUGUUUUAAAAAUGAAUGAGAGGAAGCCUUGCCCUCCGCCACACUCUUUAGUGCUGCCAUAGAGACCCAGUAUGCUCACUGCUAAACUGCGCUCGGAUUAGCAUUUAAAAGGGCCUUCUGUCUGAUGAGAAUCACACCGCACUGCUCUGACUGACUUUGAAGACACAAAUUACUGGCAUCACAGAUCACACAAGUCCAGUGUAAUGCACAGACUGGCAUGUGAUUUAAUCUGCUGCGUUCAUUUGCAUCUUAAUUAUAGGUGAGGCAAGUCUAAUGCCCAUCUUACUCUUGUCAGCUGUUGGACCAGAGAGUAUAAUGUAUAUAUUUAUUAACCUAAAACUGCCAUAUUUGCUACACUGUAAAAAAAUUAUUUUAAUUAAUUAAUUAGCUAUCACAACAUUUUUUCUUUUGUCAAAUCAACUUAGAUAAUUAAUGUGGUUCAGAUAACAUAAUAUUUUGAGUUUCUGCUGAUUAAAUCAAUUGGCUUCAUUGUAUUAACUCAAAUUUUUUUAUGUCAAUGAACUAAAAAUUUUAAGGCGAUCAGGUAACUUACUUUUUUAAGUUAAACCAACAAUUAUUUUUUAUUAUAGUGUAGUUGCUAUUGAUUUAUUGUGUGCCACAGAAAUCACUGAUUUGUAUUGUGAGUUAUUGUAAAAUUAUAACAUCAUAUUUCAACCCAAAAUCAAAGAAUUUUAUAUUUUCAUAAUUAUUAUUAUUUUUUUUAAAUAACACCAGCAUAAAUAAAAGGCAGUACAACCAAUUCUACCAUAAUUAAAAUGUUACAAGUUAUAAAUACUUAACAAGUUUACAUAUAUACAUAUGGCAAUGAGGUUUAUCACCAUGCAUGAGAAUUGAGAUGGAAAUGUACUUAACUGUCAUGAAAAUAAUCUUGCAAUGCAAUGUAAUGCCACAAAUAGAUAGACUGAUUGAUUACAUAUGUUUAUAUGUUUUUCAGGGCCUGCUUGAAAACAUUUGAAAUACUCUAGGGUAAGAUAAAUCAAAAAUGAUGAAGCCACUUGAUGAGAUUAAGUACCAGAGAAACAUCUGUUGAUAAGAAAACAUCUGGUAGAUAUGUUUGUUGGUUCUAUGAGAAUAACUGUUGCACAUUUAAAUUCGUUUGAACAGCAAAAUUCUUACAAAAACAGGAAUUUUUGUAUUCGUUUUGCCCCGAAAAGAGAUAUUUGGGGAAAGCGUUAUUAUUAUAUUUGUUACUGAACCCUGCCUUUCCAAAUAUGGAUUGUUUUCAAAGAUGUGCAUUUAUCAAGGGAACAGCUGCAUAUAUUUGUUAACAACACACUCAUUUUUGUUAAAAAAAGUUUAUAUACAAACUCUGUUAUAUUUUUUAUUUUAUUUAGUUUUAUUUAUCGUUGUUUUGUGACCAAAAAAUAACUCUUAUACCAAGCAAAACUACAGAGUAAGUACAAAAAGUGAGUUUGAUGAUAAAGUCUGUUGUUUACAUAGGAAAGCAAAGAACAAGAGCAAAUAAGAAUAAGUCCAUGCUUGUCUUUGUUCUAAUAGGCACUUUUUAUUAAUAGGUUAAAAAUAGGUCCUGAAACAUCAACAUUCAUGUCAUGAUAUAGUUUAAACCCUUUCAAAUGUUGUCUACAUUAUAUGAACAUAAAAAUUAAAUAGUAAAAUAAUAGUUAACUGUGUUGUAAGUACUGGUUGCAGAUUUAUCACUUUGUAGAGUUAAGCUUGAAGAAAAUAUUUGUUUGAUAUCUUUUUUUUUGUACAGAAACUUUGAUAAAUGUUUGAAAUGUAAAUGUUUGAGACAUUUGAUGUUUUAAAACUAGCUUCCUGCUUAAUUUUAGGCUUAAAAAAAUGGGGAUUGUGUCUAAUAAAAGAGUAACGGGACACCAAAUGUUAUCAUAUUUGUGGGAAGUGCCAAUAUAACAUGAUUUCAUUUUAGAACAUUAGUAGUUUUACAUGUUUUCUCAUAACAGUCUGAAGUAAUUAUGAAAUGCAUGGGUAUUGCUGUGUAAUAUCUGAUGUCAUAUGUAUGAUUUUUUAUUUUAUUUUUUAGAAAUCUUAAUUUCAAUGCCUGUAUGAAACGAAUUUAGGCUAUUUUAUAGCUACAUCUGAACUUAUACUGUAAACCAGUCACCACUGGUUUUUAAAAAAAAACCUGAUAAAAAACACUAAAAACAUCAGGGAUGCUUUUUCAAUUAAUAAAACCAUCUUAAACCCA